Molecule: messenger RNA, 2964 nt
Organism: Hemisphaericaspora subhashii
Lineage: Eukaryota; Fungi; Ascomycota; Pichiomycetes; Serinales; Debaryomycetaceae
Gene: TFC4
Product: transcription factor TFIIIC subunit
Exons: 1
Coding region: 1-2964 (987 amino acids)
Biological process (GO): transcription by RNA polymerase III
Cellular component (GO): transcription factor TFIIIC complex
Molecular function (GO): protein binding
Source: RefSeq, a predicted model, not a curated record
AUGUCGAACAAUGUGUUUGAAACAGAGGAGGGGAAAGGUGUAGUAAAUGAAGCCAACUCCCUCCAAAGCAUAAAUGGUGCCAAUCAAUUAGAAGACGAAGACCAGCAAUUUGAUGAGCUUUUGAAUGAAUUUCAAAACGAAGCAGAACAAGAUGAUGACAACGAAUUUGAAGAUCAACAACUAGUAUUCGAUCAAUCAGAUGACGAUGAUGACGAUUUCAUAUUUGGUGAUGAAUCUGAAGAAGACGAUUAUGAUGAGAAUUAUAAUUUCAAAGAUGCUUUAAAAAGUGCUGGGAAUUUCCGAGUUAGAAAUCGUCGUGAGAAAUUAUCGACAUCGGCUAAAUCAUAUUAUAAACGAAAAAUGAUGCGAGCAGAUAAUCGAGAAUUAGAUCCAGAAGUUAGACUGAAUCUUUCCAAAGCCAAUGAAGCAUUUGUUAGAAAUGAUAUACAAGUGGCUCAAAAUUUAUAUCUUGAAGUUAUUAAAAAAGAUCCGAAAAAUUUCAGUGCUUAUAAAACAUUAGGAGAAAUCUAUAAACAACAAGGUAAAUUAAAUGAAUGUUGUAAUUAUUGGCUCUUGGCGGCGAAUAUUCAUCCUUGGGAUACACAAUUCUGGGGCAAUGUUGCCGAAUUAUCAGCAGAAUUAGGACAUGUCGAUCAAGCCAUAUACUGCUAUGGAAGAGCUAUAACGUCAGAUGUUAAAAAGAGUGCAAGAUAUAUAUUACAAAGAGCUUUACUUUAUAAAGAAAGAAGGCAAUUCGGUAAAGCUUUAGAUGGGCUUCAAAAAGUUAGAAUCUUAUAUCCAGCAGAUUCAAAUAUUAUUAAACAAUUAGCUAGUGUUUAUGUUGAACAAAAGAGAUUGAAUGAUGCUAUAAAUUUAUACAUGAAAGUUUUGGAUAGUAAUAUCCACCCUGAUCCUGAUAAUAAAACAAGUUAUCCCGCUUUUGGAUGGGCUGAGCUUAAUAUCUUAUUAGAAUUACAUAUACAACAUCAUUCAUGGAGAAUAGGGUUAAAUGUAUUGAAGCUUGCAUCAAGAUGGAUCCAAAAUAGGACUAAUGAAACUUUCUGGGAUGAAAAUGAUGAUGAUGCAGAAUAUGAUAAGGAAAGAAGACCAGCAAUUCUUGCAAAAGUCAAAGAUGCAGGUCUAAGAAGAGAAGCAGAAUCGAAGUUUUUUGAUUUACCUAUUGAUAUUAGAUUUAAAUUGGGUAGUUUGAGGUUAGGGUUAGGACAGAAGGAAGAAGCAAUUCAUCAUUUUGAUUUCUUGCUUGAAGAUGAAGAAGAUAUUGCCGAUUUACAUUUCGAUGCCGGGAAAGCUUUGGAAGAACAUGGAUAUCAUGAAGAAGCGUUAACUUUCUUAACCAGAGCCACAUUAAAUGACGAGUUUAAUGAAAGUCCAGAAUUGAUUAAUUUGUUAGGGAAAUGUUUCUUUGAAGUCGGGGAUUAUUCACAAGCCAAACAGGCAUAUGAAACAUUGUUAGAAAAUGAACCAACUAAUCUUGAUUUCAAAUUAGCAUUGGCUGAAACUCUCUACCAUUUGGGAGAUGAUGAAAAGGCACAAAUAUUAAUCAAGGAAGUACAAACGGCGAAUAAUAUGCUGAAAGAACGGAAAGGGGAUCAAGUUGAAGAUAUUUUCGAAGAAGAUGAAGAAGAAACAAAUAAUCUCUCGUUAAUUAAAACCCAGAUCAGAUUACGACCAAAGUCGGCCAAGUUAACUGAACAAGAAAGACUGGAAAUCGAAAAUCUCGCCACCAGGAAAGUUUUGGAAAAGUUUGGUCGUAUGGAAAGAUUAGAAGAAUCUAUUAAUUCAGGUGAUAAAACUGCCGUUGCCGCUUGGAUGCAACUAGCAGCACCAUUAAUUGAAAUGUUCACCAGUGUCAAGAAUUUCUUUCCUAAGGAUAAAAAUAGAGAAUUCAAGGGGAUUGUCUUAUAUAGAAGAAAGAAGGGGAUGAAUAUUGAUGAAAGAUUAGCAAGAGCGUAUAACUUAUUGGAGGGUAUAACGCAAGAUGAAAACUAUUCCAGACACACAUUGACAGCAAAGACUGAAUAUAGAGGACUUACAUAUGACCAAUGGUUCUAUAUUUUCGCACAAUAUGCAAUCCUAGUUUCUAAAUUUGAAAAGAAUAAUGAAUAUGCCAAUGAAAUUGUCGAUAUUGCAAUGGCAGGAAGUGUUUUUAUCCAAGAUAAGAAAAAAGAAGCAUUUUUGAAGUUGCUAAAGUUGAUGAUUGGAAUAGAGAACGAUGAACACAAUACCACGGUUGUUAGUUAUAUCAGAUAUUUCUUGGUCACCAAUCAGUUUUCACCAUUUGUGUGUAGAUUAUUCUUUUGUUGUUUUUCAUCGGGUGUUUAUCCAUGGGAAACUUUCACCAGUUAUAACCAUCAGAAAUUUUUCUUACGUCAAUUAAAGGCUUAUGAUUCAUGUGCUUUGAAAAAGAAGAUUACUGGUAUGGCAAUGGUAACAGCUGAUGUUAAGAAUGUGAAAUUGACAAAAGAUCAUCCUGAUUUAUUAUAUCUUUAUGCUAAUUUACUUGGUGGUAGUAGAAGUUAUCUGUCUUCAUUAGUAUAUCUUAACAGGGCAUACAAGAGAUACAACCAAGAUCCUAUGAUCUGUUUAGUUAUGGGGUUGUUGCAUGUUCAUCGUGCCAUGCAACGAUUGAGUUCUAAUAGACAUAUUCAAUUACUUCAAGGAAUAAGUUAUAUCCUAGAAUAUCGUGACAUUAGAGCAAAAGGUGCUACAAAAUAUGAAUUACAAGAAAUAGAAUAUAAUUUGGCAAGACUUUUCCAUAUGUUAGGGUUGACAUCACUUGCUGUUCCUCAUUAUGAUAAAGUUUUGGCCAUGCAUGAUGAAUUUAUUGAUGACCCUGAUUAUGACUUACUGUUUGAUGCGGCGUACAAUUUGUCUUUGAUUUAUAAUAUUAGUGGAAACUCACAAUAUGCCAGAGAAUUAACUGAAAGGUAUUUGACUGUAUAA